AUAAACUACUAAUUAAAAACGAAUACUUGAAAUCCAAUUGGAGAUUUAUCAAUUACUUUUGUACCUUAGUUACCCAAAUUAGAUUUUUUUUAUUUUUAUAAAUGGCUCACAACCUUAUGCUGUUUUAUUGUCUAUGGUUAUGCUGAAAGUAGGCACUACAAGUAGGCAUUUAUGUCUGAAUAAAGUCAUAUUACAUUGAUUUUACAGUUUUAGUUAGUUUUUUUUAAUCUCAUUUAUCUAGAAUUAAAUACUAUCGAGUUAAAAUUUGUGCAAAAAUUGACUUUUAAAAUAUGUUUUAGAAGAAUUAAAUAUUCAUUAGUUAAAAUGUAUGCAAAAAAGCACUUUAUGUCACAUUUACAACUGGAACAAUUACCACUGUAUGUAAAAUUAAAUUUGUAUAACUUGUGAACAUACACACACACACACACACACACACACACACACACACACAGAGUACAUUAACAUUGCAGUAGUUGCUUCUCAGGCACAGUAGCAGCUGCAGAGCAUAUUUUCCACCCUGUACUUUGUCAGGACCAGUCAACCAGUCAGUACACUGAGAAAAAGAAGGCUACUCUUGUGCUUUUUGGAGUGGCAUCUGAUCCUGCCUUCAUCAUAACCAAAGCCCCUCUGUAACGUGCCGGAGGAAAUGUCAGACCCAACAGAGGAACUCCCCAACAAGCCCUUCGCAGCCCAGUUGUCCAAUGUUUAUCUCAGCAUCUUGGCACUGUUCUGCUUUAAGCUCUUUGUUAAGAUUUCUCUCAACUUGCUGGCAUACUUCUACAUUGUCCGUGGGAACCGUAAAGAGGCUGCCAGGAUAUCAGCAGAGUUCUAUGAUUAUGGUCAACAACACAGAUCCUGGGCGGACCGCUCACCCCUACAUGAUGCUGCGAGUCAGGGUCGCCUCCUGGCUCUGAGGACCCUCAUUUUACAGGGUCACAGUGUGAAUGUUCUGACUAUAGACCAUGUGACACCCCUUCAUGAGGCCUGUGUUGGAGACCAUGUCGCUUGUGCCAGAGCUCUCAUUGAUGCAGGAGCAAAUGUCAAUGCUUCUACAAUUGAUGGAGUCACACCUCUGUUCAACGCCUGUACAGUGGGCAGUGUGGCAUGUGCUGAAAUUCUUCUGGAAAAUGGAGCAAAACCCCAGAGCCUUGUAUACCAUCCCUCACCAAUCCAUGAAGCUACAAGCAAAGGUCAUUACGGUUGUGUGGAGGCUCUGGUGACUUGGGGGGCAGAUGUGGACAUGGACAUUCCUCACCUGGGCACAGCGCUCUAUACAGCUUGUGUCUGCCAAGAGCUGGAGUGUGCCAGGAAACUCCUGAGGGAAGGUGCAAGUGUACAGAAAGGCAAAUCCCUGGAUUCACCCUUACAUGCAGCUGCAGAAAAAGAUUGCACAGCUGUAGUGAAGCUGCUGCUGGACUUUGGUGCAGACAUUAAUGCCCGGAACACAGAGUUUCAGAGGCCAGUAGACGUGGCUCCACCCAGCAGUCUAACAGAGGGCUUUCUACUGCUCUAUGAAGCUACACCACGACUGCUGAGUCAGGUGUGUCGUCAGUGCAUCAGGAACUGCGUCGGCCGUGACAGACUCCACCUUCUUACCCACCUUCCCCUGCCCAACAGGCUCAGGAACUACCUGCAGUACCAAUGACAGACAGAACAACCAAACUGUCUGCCUAAAUGGGACUUACAGAGAAAAGCCUUCGACACAAAGAGCACAUCAACUACAUAAACUCUUCCUACAUUAAAUUUUAGCUACCAGUCAAUGCAGCCAGAGCAAUUAAUUGAAAUUAGCCACAGAGUAGCCACUGAGUAGCUGACAGUACCAAGCUGUGUUGAGCUGGCCUGCAACUCAUAUGUGAUUGUGGACCUGGAUGAAUGCAAAGCAGGGGGUUUCUAAAAAAGCUUGCAGACUUAGCCUUCCCUCGUCAAAAAAUAUAUUAAAUAAAAUAUUAUUCGCAAUUCAGGUUUGCUGUAUUUAGAAGACGCCUUAAUAGUUUCAAUAGCUACUAGAGAGUGAUGCAAUUUGAAAACUUUACAUACAUUUAUACGGUCAUAUAAAUGCACAAUGAAUGAACGUGAGUGAGUAUUCAUAGUUUUGCUUUUGAUAUAUAAUGCACUGCACACUACUAUAUGAUUAAAACUGUUUUGAAACUUGG
This is a messenger RNA of Siniperca chuatsi (mandarin fish), 2153 nucleotides long. RefSeq names its product ankyrin repeat and SOCS box containing 5a (gene asb5a). The transcript has 7 exons. Gene Ontology annotation, biological process: intracellular signal transduction; positive regulation of protein catabolic process; protein ubiquitination. The record is from RefSeq and is a predicted model, not a curated record. Bases 647 to 1645 code for a protein of 332 amino acids. Gene Ontology annotation, molecular function: protein binding. NCBI's taxonomy places the organism in Eukaryota, Metazoa, Chordata, Actinopteri, Centrarchiformes, Sinipercidae.